AUGGGGAACACGCUGACCUGUUGCGUGUCCCCCAAUGCCAGCCCCAAGCUGGGCCGGCGCGCGGGGCCGGCAGAGCCCGACUACGAGUCCGAGGUCUACGAGGCGGCGGCCGGGGACGCGGUGGCGGUAGCGCCGGCGCCUGCUGCGGCCGUGGAGCCCGCCGAGUUGGAUUUCGGAGCCGGCGAGGGCCACCACCUGCAGCACAUCAGCGACCGAGAGAUGCCCGAAGAUCUAGCUUUGGAAUCAAACCCUUCCGACCACCCGAGGGCAAGCACAAUUUUCCUCAGCAAAUCUCAAACGGAUGUGCGUGAAAAGAGGAAGAGCAACCAUUUAAACCAUGUAUCUCCAGGGCAGCUUACUAAAAAGUAUAGCUCAUGCUCAACAAUAUUUCUAGAUGACAGCACAGUCAGCCAGCCUAACCUUAGAACCACAAUAAAAUGUGUGACCUUAGCAAUAUAUUACCACAUAAAGAACAGAGAUGCAAAUAGAUCCCUGGACAUUUUUGAUGAGCGGUCACAUCCUCUCACAAGAGAGAAAGUUCCAGAGGAAUACUUUAAGCAUGACCCUGAACACAAAUUUAUUUACAGAUUUGUUCGUACACUUUUUAGUGCCGCACAGCUGACAGCAGAAUGUGCAAUAGUGACGUUGGUUUACUUAGAGAGGCUCCUAACUUAUGCUGAGAUCGACAUUUGUCCCACCAACUGGAAAAGAAUUGUUUUGGGAGCCAUUCUUCUUGCCUCCAAGGUUUGGGAUGAUCAGGCUGUAUGGAAUGUAGACUACUGCCAGAUCCUCAAGGACAUUACAGUUGAGGACAUGAAUGAGAUGGAAAGGCAUUUUUUGGAGCUACUCCAGUUUAAUAUUAAUGUUCCUGCAAGUGUUUAUGCCAAAUACUACUUUGACCUUCGCUCCUUAGCAGAUGACAACAACCUGAAUUUUCUUUUUUCUCCUCUCAGCAAGGAGAGAGCACAGAACCUAGAGGCCAUUUCAAGAUUGUGUGAAGACAAAUACAAAGACUUGUGUAGAGCUGCUAUGAGAAGAUCUUUAAGCGCUGAUAAUUUCAUUGGUAUUCAGCGCUCUAAUGCCAUCCUCUCCUAAGAGAGAGACUCGAGGAGUGAGAACACCAGGGACUCCUCAUUGACAGACUGGAGAAACAGCACCUCUCCUGAUCAGAGACCAGCAGAGGUGGGACUCCACGGAAUGGGAAGACCUCGGAUUCAAGAGACUCUGGACAGUGACUGCUGACUCCAUAGGAAAGAAUGGGACCUUGUCAAAGCAACCACUCUCUGUCCUUUGUAAUGUAAACGGUUACAGCAGAAACCACUCCACAGCAAAAGCGCUGAGCACACAGAUAGUGCUUACUAUGUAGGCCAAUGGCUAUGAAAUAUGUGAGGUUUUUAAUUGUUCCAAUUUUUAGACUUUUGUUUGAGACAGGGUCUUACAUAGCCGGGGCUGGCCUCAAACUCAGUAUAUGAUUGAGGCUGUCCUUGAACUCCUAUCUUCCUGCCUCUACCUCCCAAAUGCUGGGAUUACCAUGCCUGGCUCAGAUUUUUAGACUUUAAAGACACUAACCAUAUAACUUUCGUUUUUCUUGUUUUUCUUGCCCCUGC
Messenger RNA from Grammomys surdaster, 1607 nucleotides. RefSeq names its product cyclin Y like 1 (gene Ccnyl1). Gene Ontology annotation, molecular function: cyclin-dependent protein serine/threonine kinase activator activity; protein kinase binding. The record is from RefSeq and is a predicted model, not a curated record. Gene Ontology annotation, biological process: regulation of cyclin-dependent protein serine/threonine kinase activity; regulation of canonical Wnt signaling pathway. Gene Ontology annotation, cellular component: plasma membrane. Lineage: Eukaryota; Metazoa; Chordata; Mammalia; Rodentia; Muridae. Bases 1 to 1095 code for a protein of 364 amino acids. The transcript has 10 exons.